AGAAAAGGCUGUCUAACUUUCUUCUUGUUGUUUGUUCGUUACCGCCACGCAAAAACCUUCCCUGCUAUCAGAGCUGGACUAAAAACAUCCAUUUUCGAGAGCCUGAAGAAAGAGGAGCAUGCUGCGCUGCAGGAGGUGUCGAAAGGGUGUAAUAGAUGGACAGUGUUUGGCAAAGGUAGAGGCCACGGAUGAAAGCGCAGCUGCUGUCUGCAGCAUUUGGCACGUGAAUGUGGACACGUUGCCAGAGUGGAUACUGACCUCAGUUCAACAGGCACAGUGGACUGUAGGAAAACUGAAGUGCCAGAACUGUGGAGCUCGUUUGGGCGGCUUCAACUUCAUCAACCGCAGUGAAUGUCCCUGUGGGCUGGACGCCACCAUCCACCUCAACAAAAGUCGUGUGGAACGCGACCACAAACAUUGCUUUUUUAUUGUCCAACCGAGGAGGACGAGACCUGAGAGGGGACACGGUGGUUUGCUGACUGACGGCUCUCAGAAUAAAGAGGAGAGGCCUGAAUUUAGCAGAACUGCACUGGACAGUUUACAGCUUAACUGUGCUGCCGUCAUGUCCCACAUUCACCCUGCAGAGGCCUCGUCUUCACUGACCGACAGUGAAAGCAGCCAGUCCUUUUCUUUCAGUCCUCUUUACUGCAUCUCCCAUAGGAGACGCCGCAGUUUGGAGGAUGAUUCUGCCAUCAGGUCUUCUUGUUUUUGCCCUGCGGGACGUUCUUACAGGUCUGCGGCUGUGAUGAAGAGAGCAGGGACAGAUGAGUUUACACGGGCGCCUGUCUCACAUCCCACAAGUCAGCCGUUAGACACAGAUGGUGCUUCAUCCAAUGCUGUCGCCUGCCGUUCUUCUGUUUCUGGAGGGAGACUGACACCUCUGGAUCAACAGCUGCUGCAAACUGUGGAGGAUGAUGAGCCUUCUGCAGAGCCUACACCUGUCCAUGAAGAGGUUUCUGAUUCAGCCCUGUUCCUCAGAGGAAGAGCCAUCUCUGACAGUGCAUCGGAGCAGGAAGAGGAAGUGGUGCCUGAAGCCUCUAUGGCCUCCCCAGCCUCAAACAGAGUGAGCAAGAGGGAGAAGAACCGUCUGAAGAGUCUCCGGAGGAAACAGAGGAGGAGGGAGCGAUGGCUGCACAGUCAACUGGAGCAGGAGCAGGCCGGGAGUGCGAGCGGUUUACUGUUGGACAGUGAGGAAGAGGACAGAGAAGGCCUCACCUGCGCUGUGUGUCUCGACGUCUACUUCAGCCCGCACAGCUGUCAGCCCUGCAGUCAUGUUUUCUGCGAGCCUUGUCUCCGCACACUCGCCAGGAACCGACCGACGAACACACCCUGCCCCCUCUGUCGCACACUCAUCUCACACACCAACUUCCACAAAGAGCUCAACCAGACAGCAAAGACCUUCUUCCCAAAAGUCUAUUAUGCCCGCAAGCAACACUUCCAGAACGCUUCGUGUGUCAAAUGGCCUCUGCCCAGCUGUCGCAAACGUUUCCGUACCUUCUGGGGAUAUCAGAGACAAGCAGGGACGGCACAGAGACGCUGGCACUUUGCCCAUACAGGCUUCACGCUGGAUGCUUUGGACCUCACCGACAUGCGCGGCUGGCUCUUCGACAUCGGACUGGUCAUCGUCUACAUCCACUCAGUCAACUGGAUCCUGGCUUUCCUGUUCCUCUGUUUCCUCAUGUACUACUUCUACUGUUGAGACAGAGGAGAGUUCAAGAGUUUGCAGUGCAGGUUUAUAUCCUUCUUUUUCUGAAAAGAGGGUUUCACUGUUAGGUGUUAAAGUAUCACAAAAAUUGGUGGAGUUGGUAAAGACAUGAGUGGAAGCGAGUAGCAGGAAUCUUAUAAAAAUGAGUAUGAGAAGUAAAUCUAAACAAUUGCAAGCUUCCAGUUUGCAUGGAUGGUUGGGAAAGUCAACAAUUUGGAUCAAAUGACUACAAACUAGUUUAAAAAAUCUAAUGGUAAUUUGAACAGAGCUUCCUGUUUCUCCACGCUUCCAGUCUUUAUGCUAAGCUAAACUAACACAUCCCGACUCCAGCUCUGAACUUAACACAUAGACAUGAGAUUAAUAUCUUAAUCUUCACAUCUCAGUCUCAUAAAGAAACCAAAUAAGAGUACACAAAACUAUUUCUUUAAUAUUGCACAGGCUGAUUUUAGGAAUCAAACAGGCACUUUACAGAAAAAAACAAAGAAGAAUCACUAAAUAAUGCAUACAGUACAAACGUUUUAAAUUCAAGUCACUUGUAACUCCUUAUAUUGUUUGUCCAGUGUCAUUGGAGAAAGUUUGGUCUUUGUUUUGUUAAGUAAAACUUAGUUGAUGUUGAUGUAAGAUUUAAAACAAUUGAGAUACACUGCUUCUUGACAGUAACAAGUAGAUUGAUGUAAAUAAUAGAAUUGAUUGAGAGAUUGAUAGAAACAGAAACACAAGGAACUGACAGAAAAUCAGAUUCACAAAUGGGGAAAAUACCCAUUUCAAUAUGGUGCCUUUGCUUAUUCUGUGCCUUCUGUCUACAAUAAUGUGAACUGCACUAGAACAACUUUAAGUUUUAGUUCUCUAGAACAUUUAACCAUUUUCAAUGAACACUAUUUGGGGGUUUUUUUGGAAGGAAAAUGACUUGCAAAAGUCUGAUUAAACUCUUAGUAUCUAUAUUGUUUAGAGUUUGUCUUACUAAAAAUAGACUGUUAUAGAAAAUAGUCUUUAAUUUGAGUUGUGCUUCCUUUAAUUUGAAUCUAUGUGGUCAGAUUUAGCAUUAUACAUUAAACUGAAAUAAAUAAAAACAAAUCUUUAUCUUUUCAAGCUGUAUUAUUUUAGAAAAUAAAUACUUGUUUGUUUUUUGUAAUCUUUGUAAAUGGUUUUGUUUGCUGUGAGUUCAAUCAUCAGAAGCUAAGAGCCACAGAUUAUUCUCAGGAGUUGGUGGAGACCAAACCAGGGGUAAAAAUAGGUGAAUAUGAUAAUAUUACCAACUGUGUGUACUCCAUGUGGAAACUGUGAAUUGUUUGACAGUAUUUUAGGGUUGUGUAGUGAAGUUCAUGUAGCCAAAAAAGAUGACGCAGCUUUAAAUAAAUGUUUAAAAGAACAUUCCCAAUCACAUUAGCCGAAGUUAGGGAGUGGUGGCCUAAAGGUUAGAGAAGUAAGAUUGUGACUGGUUGCUG
Scomber japonicus (chub mackerel) is the source of this 3150-nucleotide messenger RNA. It is a transcript of the gene rnf180b, whose product is annotated as ring finger protein 180b. Gene Ontology annotation, molecular function: ubiquitin conjugating enzyme binding; ubiquitin protein ligase activity. The record is from RefSeq and is a predicted model, not a curated record. The transcript has 8 exons. Gene Ontology annotation, biological process: positive regulation of proteasomal ubiquitin-dependent protein catabolic process; norepinephrine metabolic process; serotonin metabolic process. Lineage: Eukaryota; Metazoa; Chordata; Actinopteri; Scombriformes; Scombridae. The coding region runs from base 119 to 1699 and encodes 526 amino acids. Gene Ontology annotation, cellular component: endoplasmic reticulum membrane.